AUGACAGGGUCUGAUGGCUGUGUCAUGGGGCUUUCAUCAGACCUCUCAUCUUCCGACGCACUCCCCGCAGCCACGAUCGAUGUUUCGUUUGUGGCGGGUUCUGGUGAAGCGUCAACGGGAGUUUCAGUUACUCUUUCGCCUUCUGAAUCAGCAUCGACAGCAGGAAUCACAUCUGCGGUGACAGUAAGCUCUGGAGAAGGUAUCGUUGGACUCUCAGCUGAUACCUCGUUUUCCAAAUCGCUCUCUGCAGGCGCAGUCACGUCUGCGGUGGGAGUGCGUUCUGGUGAAUGCGUCACUGGGUCCUCAUCCAACCUCUCGGUUUCCGACUCGCUCUCCGCAGGUGUAAUAACCGUUUCAUCGGAAAUAGGCUCUGCUGAUUCCGUUGCUGGAAUGUCUGCUGAUCUCUCAGAGUCCAAAUCACUUUCCUCAGCUGCAGGCAUCGUUUCAUCGACAUCAGGCUCUGGUGACUGUGUCACUGGACUUUCAUCAGAGCUCUCCUCCUCUGACGCGUGCUCACUAUCAACCAUCGACUCGGGGCUACUAUCAACCAGGUCGAUUAACUUCGCGUCUACAACUGGAAUGGGUUCCUCCUCGGGUUGCCAGUCGUUCACAGGUUGA
Babesia ovata is the source of this 618-nucleotide messenger RNA. RefSeq lists its product as uncharacterized. Lineage: Eukaryota; Apicomplexa; Aconoidasida; Piroplasmida; Babesiidae. The transcript has a single exon. The record is from RefSeq and is a predicted model, not a curated record. Bases 1 to 618 code for a protein of 205 amino acids.